AUGGAUGGCGACGCCGGCAGAAUUCCGGCGCUAUGCGCCGGCAUCUCGGCGCCGCCCGCCGUCCAGCGAGAUUCGUCCGCCGCGGCGUCCGCGCGCGUGUUCCGGCUCGAGGUGGCGUGCGGCCUCUGCCUCACCAACCCUGCUAGUCCCAGCCCGGCGCCACGGGCGUGGUUCGAACGCUUCGUCGGGCACGUCGCGUCGCUCGGCUUCGUCCAGUCCAAGGCAGACUCGUCCCUGUUCGUCUACAACCGCGACGGCGCCACCGCCUACCUCCUUCUGUACGUCGACGACAUGAUCCUCUCCGCGUCCACACCGAACCUCCUUCAUCGUGUGAUCACCCGUCUCCACGACACAUUCGCCGUCAAGGACAUGGGUCCAGUGCGACACUUCCUCGGCUUCAACGUGCGCCGCAACAGUGAGGGGUUUUUCCUCUCACAAACCCAGUACGCCGAGGAGCUCCUUGAGCAUGCAGGCAUGGCAAACUGCAAGCCAGUGACGACACCAGCGGACACUAAGUCGAAGCCCUCCAAUGCUGACGGCGAGCUCAUCACCGACGCCACCAGCUACCGCAGCAUCGCCGGAGCGCUUCAAUACCUCACGAUCUCCCGGCCCGACAUCGCCUACGCCGUGCAACAAGUGUGCCUGCAUAUGCAUGCGCCACGGGAUAUGCACCAGACAAUGCUCAAGAGGAUUAUGCGGUACAUCAAAGGCACCCUACGCCUUGGCGUUCAGCUACGCGCGGCACGCACACCGACGAUCACCGUGUACUCGGACGCGGACUGGGCCGGCUAUCCAGAUACGCGGCGCUCUACGUCGGGUUUCUGCGUCUUCCUCGGCAACUCUCUCAUCUCGUGGUCUUCCAAGCGGCAAACCACGGUUUCGAGAUCGACUGCUGAGGCAGAAUACCGCGCCAUCGCCAACGCCGUCGCCGAGUGCUCGUGGCUACGUCAUCUUCUCGGCGAGCUUCUGUGCAAGGUCCCGUCUGCGACCAUAGCGUUCUGCGACAACAUCUCUUCGGUCUACAUGUCGCGGAACCCCGUGCAUCAUCGACGCACAAAGCACAUUGAGCAGGACAUUCAUUUCGUCCGAGAGAAGGUGGCCAUUGGCGAGGUUCGCGUCAUGCACGUUCCAAGCGCGCGCCAGAUCGCAGAUGUCUUCACCAAUGGGCUCCCGUCGGCACUCUUCUUCGAUUUCCGGGACAGCCUCUCCGUUACGGACGGCGACGUCGAGACUGCGGGGGGUGUCAACGGAAACUCAUCAGCAACGGCUAGCGCCUGCACUCGGACGACCGCGUCUUGA
Molecule: messenger RNA, 1299 nt
Organism: Panicum virgatum (switchgrass)
Lineage: Eukaryota; Viridiplantae; Streptophyta; Magnoliopsida; Poales; Poaceae
Exons: 2
Coding region: 1-1299 (432 amino acids)
Source: RefSeq, a predicted model, not a curated record